AUGAGGGAGAAACGAAGCAUUAAACAGAGGCUGAGCGAGUUGCACGGCCAGAAUGGUGAUAUGCACGGCCGUGCACCCUGGCCGUGCGAGAGGGCUGAAGUUCGACUAAAUGACACGCUGCGUUUUGAGUUGCACGGCCAGAAUGGUGAUAUGCACGGCCGUGCUCCCUGGCCGUGCGAUUCGGGAUUUCCUGGUUUUAAGCCAAAUUCCGAACCAAGAGGGAGAGCUGGGUUUUUGGAUCCCAAACACCCAAGGGACGAACUCUAG
This is a messenger RNA of Linum trigynum, 267 nucleotides long. The record is from the annotation of a GenBank genome assembly. NCBI's taxonomy places the organism in Eukaryota, Viridiplantae, Streptophyta, Magnoliopsida, Malpighiales, Linaceae.